Molecule: messenger RNA, 1917 nt
Organism: Echinostoma caproni
Lineage: Eukaryota; Metazoa; Platyhelminthes; Trematoda; Plagiorchiida; Echinostomatidae
Source: the annotation of a GenBank genome assembly
AUGUUUCUAUCUUACCAGGACAUAACCCAACCAAGUAGCGGUGGUGGUAUUGGCGCACCCGCCACAUCAGAUGCAACAAAAGAACUGGAUGAUCAAAAUCCUUCUGCUCGUCCGCUGUUAACUGGUCAGGUUCAAACAAACAACAAUGUAUCUGCCGGUGGCGAUAACCAACUGCCUACAUCAGUAUCAACUGCGUUGCAUGAACAUCGAAUGUCCGUAGAUGACAAACAGGCCAGUUUGAAACCAUUAGGUCGGGGAUCUGAUGUUCAAAUGCUGGAAGCUCUCAAAGAUUUAGCUUGUGUGGAGGAUGUGUUUGCUUUCCCUCCAAUAUCACGUUGUACUUUGAGCUUCUACUCGGACGUGGUUGAACUGUCGUAUCGCAAUUUGGGCUUGCGUCGUCCCAAAGGAAUAGCAGCAAAACACCUCUCCUGGUCCACUCCUCGAAUCGCACCGUUCAUAAACGCAGUCGUCGAGACAACUGUGUUAAUUCUGAUUCUGAUCACCUGUAUCGUCGUAUUCCCUGACUCUCGUCAUGCCGCAAACAGUCCACUGUUCUAUAUCAUCGCUGUGAUCGCGUUGAUUUUGCAGGUUCUUUUUCUCGGUCUAUUGAUUGCUGACAUGGUUGCCUGGGCUCGAGAUCAAUCAGGGUCUCGUGGAUCGUCAAAAACCGGCUGCAACUGGCGACGCUGUGCUAUGCGUACAUACAUGGUAUGCUUUCGUUGGCCUAUGCGCAACUUUAUCGGUGCACUACUUCUGUUUCUACCCACUGCGGUCGUUCUCGCGAACUUUACGGGAACAUACUUCACCGGGGUGCAAUCGUAUAACCAGGUGUUCGUUGCAUAUUAUCGUAUCCUUAUUGGAUUAAUGUUUGCCUUCAUGCUGUUCAACUACACCUUGUUCACGACAUUUUCCUCGUGGACGAAGACACUUUCAGCUUGUGUGGGUGGUGUAAUCGCAAUUGUUCUGCUCUUGCUUCCAGCCAGCAUCUAUGCCACCCUACGCACAACCUAUGCAAAAUAUUGGCUCUUUGAGCCGGUCGUUCGCAAGUAUACUCUGAUGGAUACUCCCCUUCCAGCUUGGGCGGCCCCCGUUAUGGAAGAUAGUUUCCCCUGGGAACUGUUAGUUGUAUUGCUCGUGAAUCUGGCCGUAAUUGGCGCCUUGAAUCGGGAGUGUGACAUCAGUUUCCGUCUCAGUUUCCAUCGGGACUAUGAAGCACUUCAAGCUAAACAAGCUAUCGCACACCAAAAGGUUCAAGCUGACUGGCUGUUGGAGAACAUCAUUCCUUAUUAUAUAAUGGACGAUUUGCGUCAGCAUAGCAAAUAUUCCAGACACAUCGAUGAUGCCGCUGUGGUGUUCGCUUGUAUUUCCAACUUCGCAGAGUUCUACGAUGAGCAGUAUCAAGGCGGUCAGGAAAUGUUGCGCGUGCUGAACGAGAUAUUCGCCGAUUUUGAACAUCAGCUUGCAUCAAUACAAUAUAAAGAUGUGGAAAAGAUUAAAACAAUUGGUUCGUGUUUUAUGGCCGCCUCUGGUUUGAAUAUGACCGAGCGACGUCGAAACCGACGGCCUGAUGCGCAUUUGUUUGCGCUGAUGGAUUUCGCAUUGGACCUGAUUCACACAUUAGACGAUUUCAAUCGACAAAUGUUCAACUUCCAAUUCGAAAUGAAAGUUGGCUACAAUAUUGGUGAGGUCACUGCGGGUGUGAUCGGUACGACCAAAUUGUUGUAUGAUAUCUGGGGUGAUACGGUCAAUGUGGCUAGUCGCAUGUACUCCACCGGACAAAAGGGCCGCAUUCAAGUGACCGAGGCGGUAGCCAAACGAUUGGAAUCGCGUUACGUGUUCGAGUAUCGUGGUGAAGUGUUUGUCAAAGGCAAGGGUGAAAUGAAAACCUAUUUGCUAUCACAUCGACGUAACGAUUGA